UAGAAGGCCCAACUCGAGUGAUUUUCAAGUUAACGGCAAGGGCUUGCAACUUGUAAGAAAUCAAAUCAAACCAGUGAAGGAUUUUUCUAUAACGCGGCGACGCUAUUUGGACACACUUCGCUGCACCUCCUCCUCCGAUAUUUCACAGGAUUCAAAUCCAAUGCCAUUGGGAGCUUAGCGAUCAGCUUGAAGGUUUCAAUUCUGAAAGGGUUUUCAUCACCUAUUAAACAGGCAUAACAAGUAUACGAGUCAUUGUAGAUAGAAGUCCUAAAUGGCUGCCUCAGACGAGAAUAGCGCAUUGUUCCCGAUUUUCAUUUUGACAAUAAUGGCCCUGCCACUGAUACCUUAUACAAUUCUGAAGUUAUGCCGAGCCGCCUCAAAGAAAACAAAGAGCAUACACUGCCACUGCUCUGAUUGCUCUCGAUCAGGGAAGUACCGCAAAUCAAUAUUUAAGCGGAUUUCAAAUUUCUCGACUUAUAGUAACUUGACUCUGAUAUUGCUUUGGGUCAUCGUGAUUGUCCUGGUCUAUUACAUAAAAAAUAUGAGCCGCGAGGUUCAAGUUUUUGAGCCAUUUAGUAUUCUUGGAUUGGAAUCCGGAGCUUCAGAUUCAGAAAUAAAGAAAGCAUAUAGAAGACUAUCUAUUCAAUACCAUCCUGAUAAAAAUCCAGAUCCAGAGGCCCACAACUAUUUUGUGGAGUAUAUAUCAAAGGCUUAUCAGGCUCUGACAGAUCCAAUAUCACGGGAAAACUUUGAGAAAUAUGGCCAUCCGGAUGGCAGGCAGGGGUUUCAAAUGGGCAUAGCUCUCCCUCAGUUCUUGCUAGAUAUUGAUGGGGCAUCUGGUGGAAUACUUCUACUUUGGAUAGUUGGUGUUUGUAUUCUGUUGCCUUUGGUGAUAGCUGUUGUAUAUCUCUCGAGGUCGUCCAAAUAUACAGGAAAUUAUGUGAUGCAUCAAACAUUAUCAGCAUAUUAUUACUUGAUGAAACCUUCUUUGGCCCCAAGCAAAGUUAUGGAUGUCUUUGUAAAAGCUGCUGAAUAUAUGGAAAUUCCAGUUCGUAGGACUGAUAAUGAGCCCCUCCAGAAGCUUUUCAUGUUGGUCAGGAGUGAGUUGAAUCUGGACCUUAAAAACAUUAAGCAAGAGCAAGCUAAGUUUUGGAAGCAGCAUCCAGCCCUUGUUAAGACAGAAUUGUUGAUUCAGGCUCAAUUAACUCGUGAAUCAGCAACUUUGCCUCCAUCAUUGCAAGGUGAUUUCAGACGGGUGCUAGAACUUUCACCUCGCCUUCUUGAAGAAUUAAUGAAGAUGGCGGUGAUACCACGCACCGCUCAGGGGCAUGGAUGGCUGAGGCCUGCAAUUGGGGUAGUCGAGCUUUCUCAAUGUAUCAUUCAGGCUGUUCCUAUCAGUGCAAGGAAGGCAACUGGAGGAUCUGCUGAGGGCAUUGCAACCUUUCUGCAGCUGCCGCAUUUCAGUGAGGCCAUUAUCAAAAAGAUAGCCCGCAAAAAGGUGAGAACGUUUCAGGACCUUCAGGACAUGAGCUUGCAAGAACGUGCUGAGCUGCUUACUCAGGUAGCCGGGUUCUCUCCUGACUGCGUACACGAUGUUGAGAUGGUGCUGGAAAUGAUGCCUUCUAUAACAAUUGAAGCUACAUGCGAGACUGAAGGUGAAGAGGGUAUACAAGAGGGUGACGUUGUCACGGUCCAUGCUUGGGUAACACUCAAACGUGGUAACGGCCUGAUAGGUGCCCUCCCCCAUGCCCCAUGCUACCCAUUUCACAAGGAAGAGAACUUCUGGUUUAUGCUUGCAGAUCCUGUUUCAAAUAAUGUGUGGUUUUCUCAAAAGGUUAGUUUUAUGGAUGAAGCUGCAGCUAUAACUGGCGCUUCGAAGUCAAUUGAGGAGACUAUGGAGGGAUCAGGAGCAAAUGUAAAGGAGACCAGUGUGGCCGUGAGAGAGGCAGUUGACAAGGUGAAGGGUGGGUCUAGACUGGUGAUGGGCAAGUUCCAGGCCCCAGCAGAGGGUAAUUACAAUUUGACUUGUUACUGCUUGUGUGACGCUUGGAUAGGCUGCGAUAGAAAGACAAACUUGAAAGUAAAAAUUUUGAGACGGACUAGGGCUGGCACCCGAGGUGGCCUUGUCGCAGAAGAGGGACCCAUUACGGAGGAUGGGGUUGAAGAGGAAGAGGAGAAUGAAGAAGAGGAAUAUGAUGAUUAUGAGAGUGAGUACAGUGAAGAUGAGGCAGAUGAACAAGAUGCUAAAAAGAAAGGCCCUGCUGCCAAUGGCACUCUCAAUAAACGGGACUCGAGCUCGGAAGGUUCAGGCACAGAUGAGGAGUGAAACACAUAAUUCUGUUUUAUUAAUGAUGAAAUAAUAAACAUUUUGAGCCUGCGUUGAUCAUUUGAAGAACUUAACAACCAUAACAGUGAGUCAUUUAUUUUACCUUUUGUUUAACUUGGCAAAGCUUCAUAUAAUCUUAUCCGAUACUAGAACCAA
Molecule: messenger RNA, 2482 nt
Organism: Alnus glutinosa
Lineage: Eukaryota; Viridiplantae; Streptophyta; Magnoliopsida; Fagales; Betulaceae
Product: dnaJ protein ERDJ2A-like
Exons: 12
Coding region: 272-2326 (684 amino acids)
Biological process (GO): SRP-dependent cotranslational protein targeting to membrane; post-translational protein targeting to endoplasmic reticulum membrane
Cellular component (GO): Sec62/Sec63 complex
Molecular function (GO): transmembrane protein transporter activity; RNA binding
Source: RefSeq, a predicted model, not a curated record